GAAAAUUUGUUGCUAAAUAAUAAUUUUACUAAGAAAUGGAAGCAAAAGAAGAGAGAAAAUCUAUAGCUAGGUCAAUCAGCAAGUUGGAUGAAGAGAUCACAAACAAGAUAGCAGCAGGGGAGGUAGUCGUCCGCCCUUCUGCUGCCCUCAAAGAGCUCUUAGAGAACUCCAUUGAUGCCGGUAGCAAGAAUAUUAACAUAUCAUGCAGAGAAGGCGGGCUUCAGACUCUUCAGAUUCAGGACGAUGGGCAUGGAAUCAAGGUUGAGGACUUCCCCAUCCUUUGUGAGAGAUUUACUACCAGCAAAAUAGAGAAAUACCAAGACCUAGCGAAGGUAGCUAGCUUUGGAUUCAGAGGAGAAGCUCUAGCAAGUAUCAGUCUCGAAGGAAAAUUAGAAAUUACAUCAAGAACUGCUGAUCAAGAGGUCGCAUACAAGGGUUACUUUGAAAAUUGUAGGCUGGUUGGUAAAAAUGGAGCUCCUGACGAAAGCCCCAUUGCUUGUGCAGGCAACUUCGGCACUCAAAUUAAAGCAAAUGACCUUUUCUACAAUAAUAAGCAGAGGAAGUUGAGCUUCAAAAAGAAGGAAGAAUUUAUGAGAAUUGUCAAUGUAGUUAUGAACUACUCUUUACAUUACUGAAUGAUAAACUUCACAUGAAAAGCCUUAGAGUCAAACAACACACCCGUGAGUACAGUCAACAUCAAUAGAGAAGGAAAAACCAAGAAUGAUGUCAGAAAAAUCCUCAUCCAAAGACUCUUUGGAGGAAUCAAGCAGAGUGAUCUCUUUGAUAUUACCGAAGAAUUUUCCUUUUCUGAUUUGAAAGUUGAAAUUGUCUGUAGUAAGGCAAAUGCAAAGAACUCUAUCAAAAAGAACACCCUCGUGCUGUUCAUCAAUAAUCGAUUAGUUAAAUGUGAGAGGGUAAAGAAGGGCAUUGAUACGGCCUACCAUGCAUAUUUGCCACAAGGUCAUCAUUACUUUGUGUACUUGAGCUUAGAGAUGAACCCUCGAGAUCUUGAUGUUAAUGUGCACCCUACUAAGAAGGAAGUCGGAUUUGAAAACCAAGAUGAAAUUUCAGACGCAAUUGCUGAGUUAUUAGAAAAACAUCUCUCUCAGCAAAAUGAGAGCAUCAAUUUUGGAGAUCCUGAUAAAGGCAAGAAAAUGAAAACUCCUACUGCAGAUAAGCUCAUGCCAAAACCUAAGUCCAAAAAGAAGUCUCCUCCCAAAGAGGACCCGGAGGAGGAUGCAAAAUUCACUCAGGAGGAGGAUGACCGAGACCUUGAUCACGAAGAAAUAGUUGAGCUCACCCCAACUGUUGACAAGACAAAGAAAAAGGAACAGAGGAAGACGAUCAGAAUUGAUCACAGGGAUACUACUCUUGACCACUUCAUCAUGCAUGGGAAGUUAGACUCUGACAUUCAUAAGGUAGAAGCAUGUGGAAAGGAAUAUGACAGAGGCACUAGCUCCCAACAAGAUGAGCUUAUUGACACUCCAAAUAAUGUCAUGAAUCUCAACACCGUUGUGUCCUGAAAUCUCCUGUCUGUCAGAAAGCUGAUUUAUGAGUUUGAGCAAGAUGUUGAUGAAGAUUAUGCCAAGAUGUUUAAGACACAUUCCUACGUAGGGAUGAUCAAUUACGACCAAGUCUUGUUCCAGUAUGAUACCAUUCUCCUUCUAGCUAAUUUCAGGCCUCUUAUGAAGGAAUAUGUCUAUCAACAAGCUCUGUACAAUUUUCAGAAUUUGGGAAAGUUUAACUUCACUGAGCCUCUUUGCUUAAAAGAGCUCCUCAUGGCUGGACUGGAGUUCCCAGGAAUAAAUUACUGAGAAACAGAACACAUGGAUAAGGAAGAGUUGGCUGAGAGAUACCUCAAGAAAUACAACACUCCAAUGAUUGGUGACGGGAGAUCAGAUUCCGGAGUACCGAUGCUAAAAGAUAUGCUCGAAGAGUACUUUAGUAUAGUGAUAAAGGAUAAUAAGUUGUGAUCUCUCCCAAAGAUAGUCAGAGAGAUACCUCCAUACAUUGAUUACCUCCCUGUGCUUAUGAUUAAACUUAUAGCAACUAUUGAUUACAAUGAAGAAAUAAAGUGCUUUAAGAAAAUCUGAGAACUUCUUGGAGAUUAUUACUCAAGGUUCAUCUACUAUCAUGCUCUUAACACCGACCAAGCAGAAGAAGACCCUGAAAAAAUUUCAAGUGUAGAAUUCAUUAUCAGAAACAUCCUUCUUCCACGACUAAAAAAGUCCCUAAAGGUCAGGUCAAAGUUCGGCUCCGAAGGAGACGAAACUUUCACCACCCUGACCUGUCUAGAGAACCUUUACCAAGUCUUUGAAAGAUGUGAGUAA
Messenger RNA from Moneuplotes crassus, 2330 nucleotides. Lineage: Eukaryota; Ciliophora; Spirotrichea; Euplotida; Euplotidae. The record is from the annotation of a GenBank genome assembly.